ACCAAGAGAAGAAGAGGUUUACGACUUUACCGUUCGCAGAUCCUGGACUGGUUUUCAAGGUCACCGGUAAAAUGGUGUCUUCCGCCGGAAAUCCGCUCCGGCCACUGCUAGGGUUCGGGUCCUUCAUCCAAGGUUUCCGAGGAUUUCCAUGGAUGGGUGUAAAUUUCUUCCUCAAAGAUGGUCUCAACGUCGAUUCUCCCACGCUUCAGCUUCUGCAAAGCUCGGCAAAUCUUCCGAUGGUCGGAAAACCGUUUUACGGAAUUGUUUCUGAUGUGAUUUACUUCAGAGGCCAGCAUAGGAUUCCAUACAUCGCCACAGGAGUUUUUUUGCAGGCAGUGUCAUGGUUAGCAAUAGCCCUUCUUCCCUUACCAAAUGUUUCGAUCAUCACCAUUAGUAUCUUUCUCCUCCUUGGCAACUUUGGUGCUUCAAUUGUUGAGGUUGCAAAUGAUGCUCUAGUUGCUGAGACAGGAAAACAAGGAUCCUCUUCCAAGAAUUCACAAUCAUCUUCAAUGGGUGAGCUUCAGUCUUUCGUUUGGAUGGCUGCUUCUAUAGGUGGUGUCCUUGGUAACCUCCUAGGGGGAAUUGCUGUUGAACGCUUCUCUGCUCAAGCAAUGUUCCUUGCAUUUGGUCUACUACUAAUCAUCCAAUUCUUCACAACUGUAUCAGUCCAUGAGAACUCACUCAACCUCCCUACGAAUUCUUCAAAUUCUGGUAUCCGCAAACAGUUCAAAGAGCUCUCACUCGCAUUACGGAAUCCUAAGAUUGCUUACUCAUUGGUAUGGUUUGCAUCAUCUUAUGCUAUAAUCCCAGUAUUGACAGGCACAAUGUUCUUCUACCAAACAGAGCAUUUGGGACUUGAUUCAUCGGUGUUGGGACUGUCCAAGGUAUUUGGACAGGCAGCAAUGCUUCUCUGGAGCAUUAUAUAUAACAAGCGCUUGAAGCUCAUCCCACCAAGGAAAUUGAUUUCAGCUGUCCAAGCAACAAUGGCUGUGUUUAUGUUGUCAGAUGUCUUGUUUGUGAAGGAAAUUUAUCGGAACUUGGGUGUUCCAGAUUCAGUAUAUGUUGUGGUCUUCUCAGGUUUGUUAGAAGUUUUGUUCCAAUUUAAAGUGCUGCCAUUUAGUGUUCUCAUGGCACAACUCUGCCCACCAGGUUGUGAGGGGUCUCUAAUGGCUUUUCUCAUGUCUGCUAUUGCCUUAUCCACCAUUGUGAGUGGUUACCUUGGUGUUGUACUUGCAUCAUAUGUUGGUGUAUCUGGGGAUAACUUCGAAGGGCUACCAUAUUGUAUUCUUAUACAAGCUGCAUGCACAUUGAUGCCACUCUUUUGGUCUUCAUGGAUCCCAAGUGAUGUUAAGCCCCAAAAGAAGAAACACAAAAAGGAUAAUUAAGCAGUACUAAUAGGGUGUGUAAUUGAGCUACAAGGUAUGCAUAGAUUAAAGUGGAUAUUUUUUUGGCUU
Molecule: messenger RNA, 1454 nt
Organism: Telopea speciosissima
Lineage: Eukaryota; Viridiplantae; Streptophyta; Magnoliopsida; Proteales; Proteaceae
Product: probable folate-biopterin transporter 7
Exons: 2
Coding region: 72-1385 (437 amino acids)
Cellular component (GO): membrane
Source: RefSeq, a predicted model, not a curated record